Molecule: messenger RNA, 1154 nt
Organism: Sphaerodactylus townsendi
Lineage: Eukaryota; Metazoa; Chordata; Lepidosauria; Squamata; Sphaerodactylidae
Exons: 4
Coding region: 296-1075 (259 amino acids)
Source: RefSeq, a predicted model, not a curated record
UGGCCUGGGUGGAUUUGAAUGGGAGACCAAGUCGUUUUUUACGACGGAAGUACGUAAAAAGGGAUUGCGGCAACGCGCAUUGUUAGUAGUUUGGUGUCGCUACGGCAACAUCGUAGCGCGCUCUGGGCUGUCAUGGAGUUGAAAAGUUGAUUUUAGAUGGAAUAUAGACCAAUGGAAUAAAUAUGAAAAGUCAGUAUAGAAGAAAGAUGCUCUUCAUGAACAUGAGACUCUCACUUAGGACCAACAUGAACGGGAAAAGUCUUACAUAAGCAGUGUGCCCUCUCACUUUCUGGAAAUGCUGUCCUUGUUUGGUCCAGAGAAGGAUAAGCAGAGGCUGUGCAAUGCUAGCCGUGCUCUGUACGACUGUGUCUACCUCUUUGUCUCUUCCAGCAACACUAUGUUCCGAAUGCUCAACCAGUACCUCGGAACUGAAUUUCCCAAUGUUGUUGUGAGGGAAAGCCUCAGCAUCAAGGAGAACCUCCAGCUUCUCAUGAGUGCUCUGAAAGAUAUGCAAGAGACAGUGGAGUUGAAGGAUAGGGAUGUCCAGCAGCGUGUCAGUGGCCCAUUGUAUGCUAAGAUAGUUCAACCCAUUUCCCCCAUGAAUGAAAGAGUUCAGCUUGUGAAGGAGAUGCAUAACCUUUAUGGGGGAUCUUUUGCAACGAUCUGUGGUCCCAUCGCUGCAGUCUUAUUGAAAAAUGGUGAUCUUCCUGAAAAACUACAGUCUGCCUUGCGGGUGCUAGGGAACUCUCAUGUGAUGUCUCUUCGAGUUGGUGAUCUUCUCAUGACCCAUGAUGAAAUUGCUAAAGCCCUUCCAGAACCCAGCACUACUUCAGCCUCUCCAGCUGCUGUACCUGAAGUGAAGAAUCGCAGUCAGUCUCUAUCUUCCAUGAAUUACUCACUUAACAACUUCUUACGGGUAGUUCUUCGGGGACGGACUCCCAAGAACAGCUUUGAAAUGGCUGCAGGUUGCCUGGAAGAUGUGGUUAAAGUGUUGAAGCCAGCUUGUGAAAAUUUCAAAAGUAUUGUUAAGAGGGCCGAAGAGUACGUCACACUCAUCAUCGAUAAGUUGCAGUGAUCUAGAAGAUGUUUGCUGAGUUGUUAGAAAUCUGUUUACACAACAGGGGAAGUUGUGCAAAUAAAAGAGAAAACUUCUA